This is a messenger RNA of Cinara cedri, 19225 nucleotides long. NCBI's taxonomy places the organism in Eukaryota, Metazoa, Arthropoda, Insecta, Hemiptera, Aphididae. The record is from the annotation of a GenBank genome assembly.
AUGGCUUCUAAUGAAGAAUAUAUAAAUAAUUCUAAAAUACUACUUCCAGGUUAGUACAACGACUAUUAUUAUUAUAUUUUAUUAAGCCGUGAAGAUUAUUUUUUGGUUAAAAACUUAUGCUACAGUGAUAUUUGUAUAAUAUAUUUUUGAAAUAUUUCAGCCCGUGAAAGAUUCUUAUGAUUAUUUUGUUUAUCAAAGUUAAGGGAAAGGAUAGAUUAGAAAUAGAAAAUAUGGAUAUGCCUAUUACUAAAAUGAUUGUUAAACACUUAAUUUAUUUCCAUCUAAAAAUGUUAUAUAGUUGAUCAAAACUAAAAUUAAAUAAUUUAAAAAAAAUUCCAUUUGAUAAAUCAAACACCCUGAAUAAUGAUCAUCUACCAACUUUAUAUUUUUUUCUACAAAUAUGGAUAGUAUAGAUCAUCAUACAUGUACAAUUUUACAUAUUAUAACAUGCGGCAUACCAACUGUGUAAGGUGUUAUUUAAAAUUAUUAUUAAUUUUUAUUAUUUGAUGUCUGAUACAUAUUUGAUGUAUAAUGUUCUAUGGAUAUAAUUAAUAUAACAUUAUAUAGUAACCGAAAACGGAGAUUUAGUGGGCUGUAGAAUAUUUAUUAAAAAAGUCUUGCUUAAUAUGAAUAAUUUUUUAAAACAAGUAUUGAAUUUAAAAUGAAUGUUGGUCAAAUAAAAAAUGAUAAUGUUGUUCUACUUAAUUCAUUACUAUAUGUAUCUAGUAUUUUAAUAUUUACCUAUUACAUGGUAGACUAAAUACAUAUUGUAUUAUAUUAUGUAAUGUAUAAUAUUUAUUAUACCUAUGAUGAAAAUGAAGAAGAUACAGAUACAAACAUAAUUCAAGGAUGUUGUAAUUAAAUUUUGUCUAAUACGAAUUUAGUAUUAUUCCAUAGGGCAAUGUCUAAUAAACAAUUUUGUAAUCGUUGACUUAGAUAUUAUCAGUGAUUAUAUAAUAAUACUUAUUGAGUAUUAUUUUAUAUUUAUUCACCUACUUAUACCAUAAGUUAGUUCCAAAGGUAAUAAAAAACAAUUAAUAAACUUAUAAACUUAUAAACUUAUUAUGUUAUACGAUAAAUAUAAAUAAAUAAAUAAUGUAUACACAUUUUAAAAUAGAUACCUAUACUAUAAUAGGAUAUCUGAUGUAUAUAAUGAAAAUAUAUUUCAUCAGCGUUAAAAGCAUAAAUACAACCAAUUUACCUAUAUAUACUUAUCUUCUUAUCUUAUGAUACUUAAGUAGGUAUUAUAAAGUUACUUAAAUAUUACAGUAUAAUAUAUUACAUUUGUUUUGGGAAAUAUUUAUCUUUGGGUGCUAUAUUCAAAAAUCUUCUCUUACUCAUAUUAGCUACUAUAUUAUAAUUAACUUCUUUGAUCUCAAAUAUUAAUAUUAGAAAAAUGUAUACUAUAUAUUUAUAAAUAGGGAACAAAUUUAUAUGUACUUAAAAUCUGCAAAAAAGUGUGUAAUCGUCAAAAAUACUUAAAAAUAUUUCAAAAAGCAAAAGUGAUAAAGGAUUCUUCAUAUUGUUAGAUUCCAUUUAUCCUUUUCAAAUUUAUAAUAGUUAGUUCUUCCUCAUCCUAUAGUGCUUCUAUGUUUUCCUUCCAUCUAUCUACAAUCUGUUCUUGUUUGUAAAUAAUUUCUCCUCUCCAUUUUCUAUUGCUUAAAAUUUGGUAGUAUGUUUUCCAAAGAACUUUUUCAUGGUCUAAAUAGUACCUGCCUUAAUAAUAAGUUUUUAAAUUUGAGUUUAUAAAUAUAUUAUGGGAGGUUGUGCAGCAAUUACUUGUCACAAUAGUGACAAAAAAGGUUUUAACAUGUUUAUCUUCCUAAUUAUGCCAAUGAAUGUGAUUGUUUCCUACUAGAUUUCUUUCAGAAUAAAAAGUAAAAUAUGGAUAUCGUUUAUCAUCAAACUUCUUAAACAGUUUUCCAAGAAAAUUUCUCUAAUUUCAAAUUUAAUACUGAAAAUGUUAAUACUUUAGCGUCUCAUUUUGAUUCAUCAGAUUUAAACAAUGUAUAUUAUUUAAGUGGAAGUGCUGUACAUUAUAUUACUACAUUUUGUUAUGAAUCAUGUCGUACAUUGGUUGUUACAUCUCAGGGAUGUAAUAUAACUUCUGAAAUGAAACAUUUUACAGAAUUUAUGAACAAAUUGCACAUCCUUUUUUAUAUGUAAUUUAAUUAAUUUUAAACUGUGAAGUAAUUUAAAUACAACAUAAAUCAUUCAUUUUGCAUAAUUAUUCUUCACAACUAUUAAUGGAUAAGAUGUUUUCAGAAAAACAAUUUUCAAAUUUGUACCACUAAAAAACCUGACUUAAAUUUUUUGAUUAUUAAAUAUUUUUUUUAUUAUUCAUGGAUAUACAAUAAAUUCAUUAAGUGUUACUAAGAAAAGAAUAAAGGACAUAUAGCACUGCAAAAAAAAAAAAUGUAUUUCUUAAUAUAAUAAAAAUAUUUCUGUGUGAUCCCUAAAUAAUUAAAAUGUAUAAAUUAUAUAAAUAAGAAAGACAUUAAUUACAAUGAGUUAUUCAAUAAAUAAAUUUGUUAUUAAGAAAUUGUAAAACAAUUCAUAAGUAUUAAAACAAAUUCUUGAGUGCUAAUCAAUAAUUUACAGUAAUAGAAAAAGAGCCAAACUAGACAAAAUAAAAUAUUUUAAUUUAAUAUUUUGUUUUUUAUUCUAGAUCUUUAAUUUUAUGGUAUAUUAACUGGUAUCUUUUGAAUCAGAAUUUGAUUGUAACUGUAGUAACUACUCAUCCAAUAAAUGUUUCACAAUUUAUUAGAGCAUUUUUCAAUUUUAUCAAGUGUUGGAUUUCUAAAGAAAAAAAUAUAAUAAGUACAAAAAAGUAACUAAAAAUAACUGAUAUAUUGAAUAGUGGUCUUACUUUAGUUGGUAAAUUUGAUUAUGUAUGUGUAUUCAUAUUAUUAUCUUCAGUUUUAGAUUCUUAGUGGAAUGAAGAAGCUUUUAGUUUUACAAAGAUUUUUUUUAUUAUUAUUUUUAUCUGUGUACAACUUUUGUACCAGAAAACUUGCUCAGAUUUUUAAAUGUGUUUUCCUUCUUAAAUUGGAGCGGAUAGGGUGGUCAAUUUUUCGAUUUUCUCAGGAGUUUUAUCAAAUUGGAAAAACUGAGAAAAUCGGUACAACUUAAUAUUGUAACUUAUUUGAUGUGCCCUUGGAUUCAAAAUUUAAACACAAAUGAUCACAUAUCUUUCACAUAUUCUAAAUAAGAAUCCGCAAUACAUUGCACCAGUAACGAUAUUGCAUUGCUAUCAUCCACUAAAAAUGAUGAUCUCUUGAUGAGUUAAUUUAGAGUAGACUGACUAGUUAGUUCUUCAUCUAGCAUUUACUUAUACUUUAUAUUUCAUGGACAAUUAUGCUCUCCAUUCUUUCAUAAGAAAACCUCCACUCAAAACUUCCAAUUUGAAAAAUUUGAUCCAGCAAAUGGAAUGAUGCCAAUACGUUCCUCAAUAUCUGGGUUCAUAACCUAAUGAUUGGUGUACAACACUAAAUAACAACAGAAGCAUAAAACAGAACAUGGAAUUUGUGUAAAAAAGGUUAAAAAGAAUUUUAGGUUAUAGUAGAUAAGGGUAUUUGUAAUUGAUGCAUAGUUAUAUAACAACAAAUAAAAUAUAAUAUUUUAGAAAUAAAUUUGAAAUUUUUCAACAAUUUAUUUAUGUAUGCAUUUUGUCUAAUACAGGUAUGUUUGCAUGGGAAUUAAUAGGAACAAUUUAUCAACCUCUGAUUCUGCGUAAAAUCAAUGGGUUCAUUUUUAAAUAUGUAUCAAAACAAACAUUGGAAAACGAAAUUUUAAAAAAAUAUUUCAACUAUAAAAAUAUGGAUGUUUUUUCAUGCAUAUCUUUAAAAACUUACACUAUCGACAAAUGUGAAGCAAAAUUACUAACCAAUAUCAACAAUCUUCACGCUGGGAAAAAAUAUGGAAAAAAAUUGAAGUUCAAGGCUGGAAUAGAUUGGAUUAUUAGUUUAGAGGACGCCAAAGAAUUGUAUGAAUUUAUUGAAUACUGUUAUAUUAAAUUGCGGAAUAAUAGUGUACCCGACCGUAAAGAAAAAUGUGGUUUUAUACUCAUCGAUUCGCAUUUUAUUGUGUCAUACUAUAUCAAAGACAACCAAAAGUUCAUUCCACUCUUCUACUUUGAAAACAAAAUGAAUGACUUAAUAAGACAUUGUGCUAUUAAGCUAGAAAAUUGGGACUUGGCAUACCUUAAAUUUUGGUUUAAAGUUCAGGGUGUCAGAAAAGAGUUUUUUGCUAGUGACUCUUGCACUGUGAUUAGCCUAAAUGACAUAAAAAGAUAUUGUAAAUCAGAAACUACUUUCACAGAAUGUUGGCCAGCUAAAAUAAAAAUUACCAGUAGAUCUGAUUCAUGGAUUAGAACAUCAGAUCCUUUUGAUAAUCCAAAUACGGUACCAGUUUCGAAAUCUGUGGGAUCACCACAAAGUGUGUCUAUCUUUAAUAAUAAAAUGGUAUGUUUUUUUUUUUUAUGUGUUGGUUUUUCCAAAUCAAUAAUUAUUGUUUACUAUAUACUCAAUGAAUUAUAAUUUUUGAAUUUUUAAAUCAGAAAUUGUAUGAUUUUAAUUAUACUGAAAUUUUUUGAUUUUCAGGUCAGUUUAUUGAAAAAUAUCACCAUCAAUUGAAUCGAUUAGACCAAAAAUUAAUUGAAAAUAUCCAAAAAAAAAAUUAAAACUUACAAAUAAUAAAAUAUUUCAAUUUUGAUGUUAAGCUACUAUUAUUAGACUAAAUAUAUAAAUAUAGUACAUUAAAUACCUAAAUCUAUAAUUAAAUACCUUUAUAUUUAAUAUAUAAAUUGAGUAAAAUUUUAAUUUAAUGUUGUAUAAUAAACACACACCAAAAUAAUAUACAUAGUAGGUAUACUAUACUUAAAAAUAACUUAACCUUUUUUUUUUUUUGAACCGACAAUUCACCUAUCACCUGGAAAUACUGUUGAGUAGUACGUUAGGUGAAGAAUAACUUAACCUACCAUUUAGUAAUUCAAAAGUAUAUGAUGGCUAUAUCUAUUUUUUAGGUGUGAUAGAUUCACUAUCUGCUUAACAUGAUGAUCAAUGAAGAUUAGACUUGCUACAGACUUAAGCAGACGACAAAUUUAAAAUAAAAUAUAAAUAAUUUUAUAUAAGUGUCCCAUUUUAUGUUUUUUAUAUAAAUCAUAAUAUUUAGUUUAUAGGUAAGAUGAAGUGGGGUAACUGCAACAUAAUUUUAAAAUGUUAAACUUGAACAACUGGCUAUUUUUCCUGGAAAUAACUAACAAAGUGUUUUAAUUGACUGUCCUAUAAGGGCAAAUUUGCUCAUUCUCACACUAAGUUUUAUUUGUGUCUUUAAGUGUCUUUCUAAAAAUAUAAUAAUAAUAAUGAUAAUAUUUACCAAACUCAUUGGAAAUAAUAAUAUUAUUAAUUUAUGAUCACUAUCAUGUUAAUCAUUUACCGUACAACAACCCACAACUGGUAAGUCAUUAUAUUCUGUAGAAUGUAGACUACAUAUAUAUUAACUGCAUAUUAAUUGUAAUUAAUUUCAAAUUCGGAAAUAUGUCCAGAAACAAGUGUCAAUAUUUACAUUGUAGCAAAUCAAAGAAAAUGUUUCCAAAUUUAAAAAUGUAUUGUUUUUCAAAUGACGAAAGAAAAGAAAUAUGCAUAAUACAUUCAGGUAAGUAAUUAAUUAAAAAUAUUUAUACAAAAUUUAUAAUAUUCAAGAAGAUUUUUAUAUAGCAUUGCGAAUAUUAUUUUGUCACUGUCUAUUUAAAGGCUGUCUCAUGAAGAUAUAUACCCAUUUCAAUUUCUUCAGAGAUAAUAAUGAUAGUCAAAUUCUGUUUUUUUUUUUUAUAUUCACAGUGAUAAGAACUAUAAAUAUUUAUAUUUCAAUUAACUUUUAUUAACUAUUUUAUUGUUUUUAAAAAUCAAUUUUAUAGAAUUUAUUCUUCUGAAAAUUUUGACGUAUCAACUAUUUAUUUUUAUUAAAUUCAUGAUUUUUAAUAAUUUUUUAUGUAUCAGAGAAAAGUACCUAUAAUUAUGCAGUAGACAGUAAUCACAUUAUGCUAAUUGUCUGUACACUAUUUUUCUCUAUAUAUAUUAAGUACAAAAUAUGAUAAAUGAUUUAUACAUUUUAAAAUAUACCAUUAUUCAUUUACCUGUAAACAUUAUUUAUUAUUUUAUUUACACUUAAUUGUGUAUAUCUACACAGGAAAAACAAGUUUAUUUUCUGUUGAACCAGAUAAACUCUGCAAUAGGUACAUUUGUCAAGAACAUUUCCCACCUGAGAGCUUUUUACAAAAUUCUAGUCAAAACCUUUUGAUGCGCAUUGCUAUUCCUUAUAAUUAUAAAUCUGAGACCUAGCCAUCUACAUUAUUAUGCUUUAACUAAAAUGACAAAUUUGAACAAGGGUAUAAAAUUUAAAUGUCAAUACCAACUAAAACAUAUGCAUGCUCAGAAUCAGACAUGGUAGAGUUAGUUUUUCCGAGUCUCCCUUCAUUGUUUUCUACUCCUUAAAAAACUAAAAUAACAAGUAUAAUAGAAAUACCUAACCCUAAUUUAAAAAAAAAAAAAAUGUGAUUUGAUUAAAAUGGAUACACCUAGAAAAAUAAAUUUAAAACAAAAAAACCAAAUAAUUGAUAAUAAAAUAACACAUUUCAAAAUUUAAAAAAGAGUAAGUACAUUUAACACUCAUAAUAGUGUUAAAAACUCAAUAAAUAUGAAUAAAUUUUGAUCAAUUAAUUCCAAGGCAAUAGUAACAAAGCAAUUAAAAGAUAGGCGUCGUCUAUGGACGCUAAAUGAAAAAAAUUUAACUUUAAAUUUAUAUUAUAAAUCACCAAUAGCAUAUACAUUUUUACGUUCACAAAAAGUUAAUUUACCCAGUCCAUGGAUGAUUAGUCAAUCGAAAUUCUUACUAGGUUUUAAUAAAUUAUUUUUCAAUCAAAUACAAAAAUAAUUUGAGUCAUCUGAUUAUAAAUAAAAAACGUGCACUGUUUGUUUUGAUGAGAUGUAUAUACAAUAAUUUAUAGAAUAUUCGAAAAAAAUUGAUUUCAUUGAAGGUUUUGAGGACUUGGGUCAAUACGAGAGGACAAAUAAAAGUGCUAACUGUGUUUUAGUAUUUAUAGCUUGAGGUAUUUAUUCACCAUGGAAAUUUCCAAUUGCAUAUUUUCUUGUUCAUUCCAGAGUUUAUAAAACCAUUUAAAAAAUGUAAUAAUUGAUAUUUUACAACAGUUAUUUGAGGUUAGAUUGUAUCCAAAAAUUAUAGUUUGUGAUCAAGACAUAAACAAUCAAAGCACUUUAAAAUCAUUAAAUAUUUCAGAAGAUAGUCAAUUUUUUUUAUCAACAACAAUAAAAUAUAUUCUUUGUUUGAUGUUCCACAUUUAGUUAAAAGUAUUAGAAAUAAUUUAAUUAAUGCAUGAUUUGUAAAAUAUAAUAAAAUAAUCUCAUUUGACAAUAUAAAAAAAACAUACAAUUUGGACAAACAAAAUCAUAAAAGAAGGUCUCUCGUCAAAAUAACAGAUGUACAUAUUUACCUAAAUUCUUUUCAAAAAAUGCGUGUUAAAUUAGCAGUACAUUUAUUGAACAACUACGUGACACUGUAUUAUUUUAAAGCGAUAACUUUUCAACUUCUUUUAUAUUUUUUUGAUCAAACAUGAUCCCGACUGCGACUUUUAUUGCUGGUAAAAUUAAAAACUCACCAAUUGUGUGAGGCUUACCAUUCGUAAACUUAUUUUAAAUGAGGCGCACGUAGCUUUUUGGUCAAUUGCAGUAAAAUUAAAAAUAUUAUUUUUUGAUGUUUUCAAAGAUUCUAGUUUUCUUCCAUAAAAAUCGAGUGGUUUAUUCUUCAUUUCUGGAUGGUUAGUAUCUAUAUGUCGAUAUAGUGUGGUCGCAUACUCCCAUUUGCAAGUAUACAUCCACAAAUAACACAUUGUUGACGUAGGUGUUCUUCGUGUCCGUUCCACGAAAAUCCAAUUCGCAAAUAUUCAGAAGAAUAUUUUCUUAAAGAAUUUUUUUGUUUCGACUCAGAAGAACUUGUUGAAGGCUCAUCGUAAUUUAAUUUUCCUUUUUAACUGUUGACAGAGAUAUUGUCUCUGGUUUUUCUUGACUUCGAGUCAUUGACUAUUUGUUUAACCAUUUGUCCAUAGUUGUACAAAAGUACAAAGAAAACGAUGUACAAAAGUACAAAGAAAACGAAUUUAUUUGAGAAAAAAUAAUAUUAAAUAUACAACUGCGUACAUGUAUCGUAACUGAAAAUAAUCAAAAGUUUUAAACGUCGUGCAGGUACCUACUAAUUUGGGUGUUCUGAUAAAUCAUUAUCUUUUCAAUAACUAUUAAUCUAAUUGCGUCGUUUUGACUCGGUCGCUGUAAACUCGUAAUCGUCACACUCUCAAAUAACGGUUGAUGAUAAAACUGAAUUUAAAUAACGAAAAGUAAUAGAUGUUUAAAAAAUGUAAAUAAAUUUUUAUAUUGCGCUGUGUGGUUUUUAUAAAUCGCGACCCACAGUUUGGGAACCUAUAGGCUAGACAAUUAUCUAAAAAACCCCUUUUUCACCUGACCCACAUUUUAAAUUCUAUUCUCAGAUUCUUACUUUCCUCUCCAAUGGGAAGUAUCAGUCAUAAUAUUAAUUCCGAAACCAGGUAAACCUCCGGAUAUUCCUUCAUCCUAUCGUCCUAUCAGUCUCCUGCCGUUCUUUGCUAAACUUAACGAAAAAUUAAUUCUUAAACAUAUAUCUAAAAUCAUUAAUGAAAAAAAAAAAAAUACCUGAUACUCAAUUCGGAUUUCGCAACAAACACUCCACAAUCCAACAAAUACACCGCCUAACCGACGCCAUAGCCUACUCAUUUGAAAAUAAGAAUUACUGUUCCGCUGUUUUAAUAGAUAUUGCUCAAGCCUUCGACAAGGUUUGGCAUUCCGGACUCUUAUUUAAAUUUAAAACACUUCUACCACCCCCCGAUUUCUUAUUCUUUAAAUUUUACCUAGAAAACCGUCACUUCGUUACCAAAGUAGGCUCCGAACUCUCCAACUUAUCCCCUAUCCUAGGUAGUGUCCCCCAAGGUGCUAUUUCAUCUCCCAUGUUAUAUAACAUAUAUGCAGCAGACCAACAUCAUAUUUACUUUCCACCCAGACUCACUUAUUCCCGGCCAAUACUUAAAAAAUCACUUUGAGGAUAUGGAAGAAUGGUACUCGAAAUGGAAGUUUAAAGUCAACAAUGAAAAAUGCUCACAUAUUACUUUUACGUUAAAAAAAGGCACUAUUCCUCCGUUAUCGCUAUCCAAUAAAAUCAUACCAUCAGCCUCUAAUGUUUGUUAUUUAGGAUUAAUACUAAGGGUUGCCAGACGUCCCGUAUAAUACGGGAAUGUCCCUUUUUUUUGACUAAGUGCCCCGUUGUCGGGACACUGAAAUGUCCCGUUUGCUAAAAUAUGUACCCAUAUUAUAAAUUGUAUUCUUUUUUCGUUUUGAGAUAACAAUUACCUACUUGUUAUUCAUUAUCACUACCCGUCGGCCACAUAGAUAAUAGAAGAUUAAAAUAUAACCAUAUGACCAUACCGACCGNUACCUACUAAUUUGUGUGUUCCGAUAAAUUAUUAUCUUUUCAAUAACUAUUAAUCUAAUUGCGUCGUUUUGACUCGGUCGCUGUAAACUCGUAAUCGUCACACUAACAGAUAACGAUUGACGAUAAAACUGAAUUUGAACAACAACGAAAGGUAAUAGAUGUAUAAAAAAUGUAAUAUUUAAAAAUAUAACGCGACACACCAAAAGUAAAAUCGCGACCCACAGUUUGGGAACCUCUGAUCUACAGUAUCGUCGAUUUCGACUUGGACUACCGACGAAGAAAAUGACGCGUUGUUGAUGAAUGUAUGUCAAGCCACCGGUGAUACGGAAGGAUACGAUAACGAAGGUAAGAUUUAUAUUAUUAUGACCCAUCACAUAGCGAUGGAAUUAGUUUUGAUUUAGGUUUUUUUUUCUUUCUGUUCCCUGUAGGUAGGAAACGUACACUCAAAGAAGAANCCGCUGCCAGAGUGAAAAAAGCAACGAUGGAAAUCGUUGCUUUUUUCCCGGCUUCACCGACGUCGAAUCGUCUUUCGAUCGCAAAAUCGUGUGGUACUAUGCCAAAAACCGUACAUAAAAAGGCGGUAACUUUCUGUAAACGGUGUUGCACGGUGUUGAUCGUCCCGUCGUUGUGGUCACGGAUAGAUAAUCCGAUAAUAUUUAAUGGUGUAAAUAGUAAUUAUUUCUUACAUUUCUAGAUUAUAUUGUCGUUGACAAAAAUUUGGUUGUAACGGUGGGUAGACGGGCGGGGGAGAGGAGGAGGCUAGGAUUGGUCUUGUCGGUUAUAAUUCUUCGUCUAUCGAUUACACCGUUAUAAAAUAUCAUUUUUACUAUAGGUACUUAUACUUGCGAUAUAGACGAAGAGCGCGUAUAGGAUGGUGCGGGGUGAUUUAGGUUGUUCGACGGUAUGGUAACGCGCGUGAAGACACAACUUUAUAGACAUCAACCUUUGUAUGGGCAGUCGCCGACAUUCAGAGAAAUACGAUAUGCGUUGACCGCCUAAUAGACGGGCGGGGUAUGGCGAGCUCGUUAAUAACGAUUGCUAAUGGUACGUCACGAAAAAUAUUAUUUAGAAAAAUAAUAAUAACUUAUUAAAAUAUAUACACUGUCUACAAGCAUAUUAUAUACGGUAUACACAUUUGGCGUGGGGCUAAGAGACCGACUCGUACAGGAUCGUACAGUACCGUACAGUACCGUACAGGAUCGUACAGAAUCUUACAGGAUCGUACAUAAUCUCACAGAAUCGUACAGGAUCUUUCAGGCAAGAAACACGAUGCGCGCUGCUGUCAAUAUAUAUAUAUAUAUAUAUAUAUGUAUGUAUGUAUACGUUCUUUUCGUUUUCGGAGAAGGAUCGGCUAUAUGUAUAUUAUAGACGGGGGGGGGGAAGAUAUGUGUGUGUGUGUAAUUCGUUUGUAGGUAUAUGUAUAAGUUUAUGUGCGUAUGUGACACUCACAGAUAACGAUUGACGAUGAAACUGAAUUUGAAUAACGAAUAGUAAUAGAUGUUUAAAAAAUGUAAUAUUUAAAAAUAUAACGCGGCACACCAAAAAUAUAAUCGCCACCCACAACAGUUUGGGAACCUCUGCUCUAAGUAAAAUAAAUGUUAACAUUUCAACAUUAUCUUCCGAUUUGUACCCAGAAUGUAAUUCUAAAAAUAAAGAAACUAAAACGUAUAACAAUAUUUUAAAAAUAUUUCAUGAUGUUUAAUUAUAGAUUGUCAGCUGAGCAAUGAAUGUUUAUUUUUUUUUUUUUAAUGUAAAUACUUUUUCUACAAGAAAAAAGUAACACUACAGGUAUAAACCGAGCUAUUAAAAUAAAUUUUAAUUUCAAUACAUUCUUUUAACUAUUAAUCUUCAUAUUAUAUUUCUUUAUUCUAUACUUAAGCAUCACUAUGAACUCCGUUCAGAAUCGUUUUUUCCAAAGCAAUGGUUUAUCGUUCUAUACAGAAAUACAUUAAAUUCCUUUCGGUAUCCUACCUUGUCGACUUCUCACCUACCACAGUGGCUGCACCCACGUGCGAAGUAUGUCCAUCCUUCUUGCAUAUGAUAUUUAUUUUAUAUAGUAUGUGUGUAUGGAAAUGUAUGCCUUUUUUCGGUAAGUAUCUACCCAUAGAAUUUGUUAAAUACCAAUUAUUACAGUCAGUAAAUGUCAUUUACCUAAAAAUUGAAAAUACCGAUAAUUGUGAUUUUACUAGGAAAGUUCGAUUGUUGUACGUAAUAAUAUUUAUACAUGUAAUGUAUUGGAAACAAUAAAAUUAUACCUUGUGUUCGUUUAUAUACAAAAAAUAACCAGUAAACAAGUAACUAAUUAGGCAUUAGCCGCCGCGGCCGCGUCGUCGAUGGGUAAACAUGUAUGGGAGGAAAAAUAAUUUUGUGGAAUAUUGCCGCACUAUCUCACGGGAGCCCGCGUAACUACGGUACGUUUCACGAAAAACUAGCGACUCCGCAGUGGCGCUUCCGGUGGUGAAAUUUCGACACGUUCUGCGGUUUCUCAAACGAUAAUUUUAUUGCAACAAUAUUAUUUCAAUUCAAAAUAAUAUGAUAUAAUCGAUUUAUGCGUCGGCGAAACGGGAAGAUUUUUAAUCUAUACAUAUAAAAUCCAAAUACCACUGACUGACUGACUGAUCGCUGUAUCUCAAAAACCACGUAACGUACGGACUUGAAACUUGGAAUAUAGGUUCUUCUCAUAUUUUCACCGUGCAAUGAGGAGGGAUUUUCAAAAACGUUGCGUUUUAGUGGAGUAAUUAACAAUUAAUUAAUUAUUCACCGCCGAUACGUAUUGUGCGGCCCGCGGGUCUCCAGCUACCUGCAACCUAUCCUUUUUGUUCGUCGUCGUCGUCGUAUAGAUAAGAAUAAUGAUUCCGUGAAUAAAAUUGUUCCGAGAAGUUUAUCGAUAGAAAUAAAUAUAUAUAGAUAUUAGGUUAUUAUGUAUAUUAUCGAUAAUUAUGAAUUUAAGACGGUAAAUGGGGUAUCUACAUGGCGUUAUCUAAUUCGUCACGAGUUUGUUUCCGGGCAACGCCGGGUAAUUCAGCUAGUACCUAAUAAAACUGGCUUAUUUGUCGGCGAAAUGGGAGUCGACGACGAGGACCGAACACACGGACAAUACGCACGCGACGUAACUCUAUGGCGUAACGGCACGGCCGUUUCGAACACUCCGUGUGAUAUCCGCACCAUUUCACAUUAAUAGCUAAUACCUAUACUCUAUGGAUGCACGGUUGUUCAAGAGCGGAAUCGUUUCGAUCCAAAAGCUACUGGAAACUAUUGUCUCAAAACCCAAAAAAACUACACUAUAGAUUAUUUCAUUGAUGAUGUUUGAUUGGAAUAGAUAGCCCAAUAUGAUGGACGACAUUAAGAGUCUCUUUAACGUGGGCAUCUUCGGAACAACCGCGAUCGGACUGAUCAUAAUCUCUUGGUAUAUUAUGUGGCCUAAGCAGACCGAACCGGACGAACGUCGUCAACGGAAUACUGCGCAGCCGUUCAAAAAUCCUCGUUCGGACAGAAACUACGGCAAUUUUGAUACCGCCGGUCGUGAUUCUUUUGUCGAGUUUACUCCGACGACGACGGUAAAUCACGAAAACUAUCUAUAUUGUGAUUAUAAACUUUAUUAUUUUUCUUUAUACACGAGACGAGCCGGGUAAAACGUUAUUAAUGCUUUUAAUUUUAGGUUAUAAACAGUAUAUGCGACGAAAUAAAAUGUGUCGAUAAUAUCGUGAAUAAUCAACAUAGCUGUUGUUUGGUCGACACGGGAACACAAAAUAUUCAAAAUUUAAAUUAUUUUCAUUCGAUUCAUCGGGCACCGUCAGCAGGUAAAUCACAGUAUUCGGUAUACUUGCUACAUAAUUCAUUCGUAUUUACUUUUCGGAAAAUUUAAUAUUCAUAUAUUAUUUUAAGAUUUCCCUUAUAACGUUCGCCCUUACUCUGAGACAGAAUAGCUUGAAAAUUCUUACCCUGCAAAUAUACAGGAUAAUUUACUAACCGUGCCCGCCCCAAUUUUUUUUUUAUUAUUCAAUUUUGCAGAGGUAUGUUCAAAUUCUGAUUUUUGGAAUAUUUAUGUGUAGGUAAUUAAAGCCGAUAUUUUCGAAUACUUAGAUUUUGAGUACCCUGCGGCGUUACUAACUUUUCAAAUGAAAAACUAUAUUAAAAAAUUCCAUUAAUAUAUGGAGUGCAAAUAUUAGUGUUAAAAUUGUUGACUUCUGUUAACUCAUUAACGAGAUAUAACACUAUUAAGUUUAGAUGAGGGGAGAAUUGUGGAGCACUAAUAAAACGUCACUUGUCGUGGCUUUGCACAUGAAAAAGACUUGCUUCCACAAGGAGUUGAACAAAAGUUAGUAAAAAAAAAAGAAAGCAGAUUUUAAACUUUAAGCAUUAUGUUAGCUUAAUGAAUCAAACAACAAACAUUAGAGUUUUAUAAAAUCUAAAAUAAAAAAAAAUUACUGAAAUUAUUAUAAUCAAUAUUUUAAUAUUUUUUAAAUUAUAAAAUUACUAGAAUUGACAGAAUUAGGGGUAAUUGACAGAAUAUGUGCAUGAUAAUUAAUGUCCGGUGUUAGGAUUACACUUAGAUCUUUUGUGCUAGGAAUGCAUGAUAUUGUAGAGCCAUUUAGAGUAUAGUUGUAUAAGUGAAUGAAGAGCUUGUUCCAACAAAAUAACAUAUAGACUGGCAUUUAGCAACAUUGAGAUGUAGCCAUGUGCAAUUUUAUAUUGCAACACUGUUGUUAAUCUUAAUAAGUAUUAUUGCAAUUAUAAUAUUAUUUCAUAGUUCCAUAAAUUAAUAAAACAAUAACAACCAAUGGAUGAAUACAAAUAAAACAAUUAUACAUUGUACUGUUUACAAAAGUUGCGCUGAAUUACAUUCAUAUAAAUAUGUUAUUUGAAUAUUAUGAACAACAAUCAACCCGGAAUAAAAGUUAAUUCAAAAUCAUAGUUGACAAAUAAAUAAAUACAAUUAUUAAGAGGGCAAAAUAGUAUUAUGCACUGUUUGAAAUUAUUAAUUUAAAAAUAAAAAAUACUGUGGAUGGAUACGGCCACAUUUAUAGGCGAGUACCAUUGUUGCCAGUUUUCUAAUGAAGCAAUUCUUUGUGUAAAAAAUAUUAGCAUAAUGAAAUCAUUGAGUAUUUAUUUGAAAAAAAUCGUAUUUUUGUACUUUUUGGAUUUUCCCAAUUAUAAUGAAAACUACUUUGGAUAUCAAAAAACAACUUUCUUUUACAGUGGCUAUAUUAUGUUAAAAGGAACAAAAUCGUUUACUCUUAUCAUUUUUCGAUUGGAGCAAUAUUCCUGGUAGAGUAUAAGUUGCAAAAAUUAAUAUCAAUGAAAACAGUAACGCCGCGGCGUGCCGUGUAAAUAUUUACUGUAUAUUUACCUAUAUUUUUCUUUCGGCAAUUAUCUUGAAUCAAAAAUUAACCUCUCCAGUGCACCAAUUAGAUAAGAAAACGUUAAUAAAAGAUGCUACACUUGAUAUUUCGGAGCAAGUUUUCUGGUAGAAAAGUUGCUCACAGACAUAUAAAAAAAAAAAAAAAAAACAUAGUAAAACCAAUAGAUUCUUCGCUAUACUCUCCGAAUCUAAAAUAGAUCAAAGAAAGACGAGUUUAGUUUUUCUAGAAUGUAAAUAGGAACCUAACCUAACCAUUUAUUAAUUUUGAAAAAUUAAUAUUUAUUUAGUUGAAUAUAUUUAUAUUCAACUAUAUUAAUUGCAAUCUCCAAAAUUGUUAUAGGUAUUUUAUAAUAAUGUUAAAACAAUAUUAGGUAGAGUAAUAAGUAUCUUAUUCUAUUCAAAAAUGUAAUAUCAAUAAAAAAUUGAUAAAAAAAAAUGUUCACUCACAGGAAAAAAGGUAAUUUGUUGGGAACUAAUUUUCCAUGAAAAAAAUUAUAACGGGGGGCCGAUUCUUUACAUACGACGUUUUCUCGCUGGAGGUCAAUUGUUCAUUUUUAUACAUCACACUAGAGAUUAUCAACGAACAUUUUGAAUAAAUGACGGCACAUUAAAAUUAUUGUAAUAGUUUUUUUUUUUUUUUUUGUAUAAAAUUAUUCUUUUUUCGAAUGGCAACAACAUAAUUUUUUAUUUUAAAAUCAACUAGAUAUCGAAUAAAUUUGAUUACAAUGUGAUUAUUACUUUAUUUUAAAAUUACCUAUUAGAUCGUUCAUCGAUUUUAAUAAUUUUAUGACUGACGAUGAAAACGACCAAAAUCAAAUUCGCUCGAAAUCUUUGUAUGGCCUAUACUACUACUUACCUGUAAUAUUGACAAUUGACAACAAUAAUGAAUGAUGAUAUGCUUUGAUAUCCGUAUAUAUAAUGUUUAGAAUGUUCAACAUUUGCCGCAGAACAUCAAUCGAUAACGGAACAAAUUAACCGCAAGUCAUUUAUGGCAGAAAAAUUGAAGUCAUUGGAAAAUAAACUAUCCGAAGUCGAGAGUGAGUAUACCUGCUGCAGCUCUAUUAUAAUUAUUUUAUUUAAUUAUAGAUAUUAUUAUUAUAGCGUAAUAUGUUAUAAUAUUUUUAUAAAAUAAUUUAAUUUUUUAAUUUAAAGUUUGCGUACACUAUAAUUACAUCAGCUAUAUGCAUAGGUUGCACGAUACAGCGGAAAUUGUAAAAUUCGCAAGUACGGGAAUAACAAUAGAUUUAUGCGUUAAUGAAAUAAUACACGUUGGAACGUCAUCGUGUGCAUAAUAAUUUAUUAAUUAUAUCGCAGGCUAAUUUAUACUCAUUCACGUUUUAAAAAUUGAUUACACUGCUACACUGGAGUUGUGUUAAUAAUAAUGAUAAUAGUAUCUAAUGUUACGCUUUUUUAGACAUGUUAACAAAAACCAUUAUACAUACGAAAAUCUGCGAGUCGAAUAACGAUCGCAUUAUGUUGGUUCUCGACGAAAUCAAAAAAUUCGUCAUCGUGCAUAACACCUGCAACGACGAUACGUUUUCUACAGUAGAAACCUACAAACAAAACUGCGGUGACGGUUCGUCUGAAACAAAACUAAGACUGUCCAUUCUAGAAGGUUCGAAAAUAACUCUUCUAUAAUUAAUCUUUGGUCCCAGGGUAGAAAGACUAAAUUUAAUUUUUGGAUUUUUUUUUUUUUUGUGUAAAUUUGUCUUGUUAUUAUUUUUCACAUUUAUUUUUUGAUCUAAAAUCGGGUUUUGAAUUUUUAACACUUAUUUUACUGGAAAUAAAAAAAUCUUAAAUCACUACAAUGUACUUUUUGUUUGGCAAAAAAUACAUGUUAUCCAACUGUAUAACUUAAGUCACUUAGAACGUUAUUUAGCAAUUAUGACAUUUAACAUUUUUUUAAAAUUUAAUUUGCUUGUAUUUAAAACUAGGCAAAAUUGAUUCUACACCGGAGCUGAGAUCAAAGAAUUAUUGUAUCAUAGAUUUGGUUUUUUCUACGCUAUACACUGUUAUAAAUGUAUAUUAUAUACUUGUCUACUCGCACUAUCAAAUUGUUUCAGAUGAAUUUCAAAAAAUACGGCAGAUGAGCGCAUUAUUCGUUAAACCUUCAGUUAUCGAAAAAAAUCUGCAACAAGACAUUAAAGGUAAUACUGAUAUUUUUUUUUUUUUUUUAACAACACUCCAAUUUUUUCAAACAAUAAAGUUUUCGUGAAUAUAAUUACACUUGGUUAAAAAAAAAAUUACAAUCAGCUCAGAAAAAAAUAACAAUGUUUCAAAUGGUAAGGAUAUAAUACGGAUGAAGGAUCAAAAAGCUCUGCAGGGAGCACUGUCCUUGCAUUGUUUGCAAAAAUCUUGAAAAAAAGUACUUAAGCGUUGUCACUGGAACAGUGGACACUGCUUAUUUACUAUAUUUAUACCCAAAUGGAUAUCAUUAAUAAUAUUCACCGUUUUCGUUUCAACAAUUCUAAAAAACAUACAACAUUUUGGACCCUCGAAGAUAUGAAAUAAUAUUAUAUUUUGUAAAGCAAAUAAAAUUUAAAAAAUUAGUCUUAUUUUUGUAAUAAAAUAACUAUUAAAUGUGAUACACAUAUACAUUUAUAUAAUAUUAUAUUAUAUUGUAAUUAGUGGUAGUUGUAUUAUUAUUUAUGUACCUUUAUAUUGUACUGAAAAAAAAUCAAAGUAAAAACUUCACUUUUGUUUAGAAUGAAAUGGGAUAUUUUUCUGGUUUAACCAAAUACACAUAUUGAAGCUAUUUUCAAAAUUUUCCGGUGUGCACAUGUAUUAUAAAACCUAAAUUUUCUUAUAUUAUUAGUUUUAAAACCAAAUUUAAUUGAUGUUCCAAUUUUUUAAAAGAAAUAUUCCUCAAUUAAAAAAUUUUUCUAAAUACAUCGACAUCUAGUUUUUUUUUUUAAAAAAAAAAAAUGGAUCUUUACAAAAUUUAAAACAUAGCGUUAGUAUGUGUUUUUUUUUUUUUUUUAUAAUUAUCUUUACUAAUAAUUAAUACUCCUAAAACAGUAAUCAAAUUUGAUUACUUUUAAAGCCGUGCGAUUUAAAUUGUUUGAAAAAUCGCGAAAAAAUAAUUGUAAUAUUGAAAAUAUGCUCAAAAUGUAUUAUUGCACCCGAUCUUUAAAAAAAAUAAUAAAUCCCACUACAAUAGUUGAAGUCCGUCGGGUUAAAUAUUUCGUGUUAUCAUUUUGUAGUUAAACAUACUAUAUAAUUUGUACAAUGUUGUUAUUUUUUUGUUUAAAUAAUGAUGUAGAACACCAUUAAUAACGAACGGUUCAUAUAUGCAGUAUUUUAGAUUCCGAGCGUAGCGAGGGAGCUAUUGGUUUUACUGAGAUAUUAAUUUUUUUUUUCUUCUUCUAGUCUGUGAACACGUUUUUUCCUUGUAAACUUGCUCCAAUUUUUACGUGUAGCAACUUUUCUGAAAGCUCAAGUUGUCUAGAUUGUACUAUAAAGAAAUCAUUUUCGAUGCCAUUUUUUAAAUAAAAAGUUUCCCCUUAAAUGGGAAAAAACGUACAAUUUCACGAUUUCAUUAUUUUAUAAAAACACGGACGAACCAGUAAAAAUAAUUUAAUCGAAAAAUCAUAGACACCUUUUUUGUUGCCUUUUGAUUUACUUUCUUACGGUAUCAUAGCCAAAACUUUUGAGCCACUUUUGAACUUUUAAGACAUUUUAAGUUUGUGUUGCUGUAAUUCGGUUAUAAAUACACGUGGAGACUUUAAACUUGGUAAUAAUACUUAUACUGGACUUACCUAGCCGUAGUAAAAUUUCCAAAAUCAUCAGAAGCCUUUUUUAUUUUAUUAAGCGUUUUGAAUCAAAUUUAAACGAAAAUCGCAAAAACAAAAUUACUUCAAGUCUUUUGUCAAGCAAUGGUUUAUUGUUGCUUACAGAUAUAAAUGAAAUAACCUUAUAUAUCCUAUCUUCUCAACUUCUCACCUACAGUGGCCGGGGCUCCCAUCCCCAGUAUUGGUUAUUAUUUUUUUUUUUAUUAUAUACAUUCUCGAAACUAUCAAAAUAAUAAUAAUAAUUGAAUAAAAUAAAAUAGUGAUACCUUAUGAUAUUCUUUCAGUCAGAAUGAUUGGUGAACGGACAGAAAUCCUGCUGACGAAAAUUGAACCACCGCCGCCUCCGCCUACGCCGACGCCUGUAUUGUCAUCACCUACUCGCCAAAAGGUUGCGACACCAUUAAAAUCGACGAGUGAAACCUGUUAUAAUAAUAAUUAUACGCGUAUGAAAAUAUCUGUCGAAGAAAUCCGAAAUGUAAAGCUUAGGCCACUACAACAGCACAAAAAAAAGAAAUUCCCAAUCAUAAGAGACGGUCAGUGA